Sycon ciliatum is the source of this 3221-nucleotide messenger RNA. RefSeq lists its product as uncharacterized. The coding region runs from base 162 to 1955 and encodes 597 amino acids. The transcript has 3 exons. The record is from RefSeq and is a predicted model, not a curated record. NCBI's taxonomy places the organism in Eukaryota, Metazoa, Porifera, Calcarea, Leucosolenida, Sycettidae.
ACAAGAAUGGAGGGCGAUUGCGGGAAUUAAUUUGUUUCCUAAAGAAGUCUUUAGUUUCGGACAACGGACAACUACAUGAUCCUAGUGCAUGUAGUCUUGUAGGUCGUUAGCGAGCUGCUUUUCCAGAACACCGGCGGAGACUACUACUCGUAACGGGCAGGAUGCUCCUCUGUCCGAACCAACACAAGAAUCAGAUUCGAUAUCUUCUCUGCGUGAUUUUGCUUACGGCUGCAGUAAAUCUAGUGUUGGACGCGCGAUUGAAAUUUAUUCCGACAUGGGAGAAUCGCACGGAGCCUGGCGUGGACAGGGAACCGAGAGCAGAUGCAGGUCACCUGUCAACAGCGUUUCACCAACUGGAGGAGCAGCUGAAAGAGUCACUCGACAUGAACACGAAAAUCUGCUAUGAUUUCCGCAGUCCGGAGUACAAAACAAUAAAAUACGUUGCGUCCAUGGACAAGGGUGGAGCGCUGGCCAAAACAGAAAUAAAAUUCAAGUUCAAGACCAGCAAGGAAUCGCUGGUGCUGGCUGCGGAGGUGAAUCGCCGUCCGAGCGUCAACACGCGUAAAGACCAUCUGAUAGUGUUGUUGCUAGGGCGGCGCGUCUACCUGCUUGCUGAUGCCGGGCAAACCCCGGUGUCAGUGUUCGUGGAGCGGUCAGCGGGGUUCAGUGACAACCAAUGGCACACGGUGAGCAUCACUAAAGAUGAUUACUUUCUGCGAGCGGCGGUGGAUUUGGACGUCGGCGAUACCGCACAUGCGUGUCAGAAGCCGCUGAAAAGUGCCGACGAUGUACCGACCAGCUAUGAGCUGUGCAACACCACUCACCUGCGCAAGGGAAGCAUCGAAAUCAACACGAACAGCGGACUGCACCUGCUGAGCGUCGAGGCGCCAAUACUGGACGAUGUCAAGGCCAUUGCCAGGAGGACUCUGGGUCUGGGUGCGGGCGUGCAGCAGGUCGAGAAAGGUGGCGGGUGCGUGAAGGACGUCAUCAUACGAGGACGGCGCUACUUUUCCAGCGAGCUCGUGCACAUGAUACGCAGGGCGCCGGGCGCCGAACCUGCUCGCAUCGCGCAGGAGUCCAACGCGACGUUAGACGUGUCGGUGGAGAACUCCUCGCGCCCAAUCAUGGUCUCGGGUCAGACGUUCGCCGAGUUCCGCGCCGAGGGCAAUGCAUCGCUCGUGCCGUAUUUGUCGUUGCACCGCGCACCGAUCGUGACGGGCAUCUCGGAGAACCAUUACAGGGAAGCGAUAGACAUGAUCGCGUCCAGUCAUCACCACAUGGCCAAGAAGAUUAUACUUGUGUACAAUCUUGGCCUGAGUCUUCACUCCGUUUUGCAGUUGAAAACGCUGUGCUGGGUGAAGCUGCGCAACAUCGACCUGAGCUUGUACCCACCGCAUGUACGGUGGCUGAAGGCAUGUGCUUGGAAACCGCUGAUCAUUCAGGCUGCUCUGCAGGAGUUCAAGGCCGUCAUCUACUGCGACGCGUCGACUCGCUUCAACGCUCACAUGUCCUCGCUCAUACCGCUGUGGCAGAGCGUCGGCAUACUCUCCAGGAAAACCCUGGGACCCGCUAGCGCCUACACGCACCCGCUGACGUACCGGUCGUUCGACGUCGCUCCUAGCGACUUCCACAAAGUGUCGAUGGCCGCCGCGGGGGUGUUGUUGAUCACCGGUACAGCGUUCGUCAAGCAGCGUAUCCUGGCACCGUGGGUGCAGUGCGCACUCCGCCAACAGUGCAUAGCCCCCGGGGGUCUCGUGUACACAGAUUGCGCUCGCGGCAAGAAUGCGUACGACUACCGCGGCUGCCAGCGCUUCGACCAGAGCGCGCUGACUGUGCUGCUGUUUAAAGCGUUUGGCAACGAGAAGCUUGCACCGGCCAUGACGCCUCUGGUUAGUAACAUGACAUUGACCGUCAGACAUCCAACCAACCAAUAUCAAGUCAAAGUUUGCAAAUAGACAGUAUGGCCUCGCAGGCUUUUUUUGCAAUCGUUAACCGCUAGUAACCCCAAGCUGUCUUGGAUGAUACAUUAAGAAUGAUGAUGAUAGGCAGUGUUGCCCUGUGGUAGGAUCGCCAUGGAAACUGAAACAAAAGAAACUCCAAGCAGCUCUGGACCAUAAAGGAUGCUGAUAGGCACAGUGUUGACCUGCGGGUUUACUGCCAUGGCGACAGAAACACUUCGAACGCCAAGUUACCCUGGACAGUACAUGAUGGUGAUAGGCGGUGCUGCGCCGUGGUAUGGUCGCCGUGGCAACAGAAACACUGACGGCACCAAGCUGUCGUGGUUCGUUCAGGAUACUCAUAUCACCCUGUGGGAUGAUUGUCAUUGUAGAAACUUCAAACGGUAAAACACAAGUAGCGCCAGGCUGUGCUGAAUUAUACGGGGAAAUGGCGUCCAUUUUAUUCGGGUGUUUUAGUCGUUACUAAUACUAGUCUUGUCAUGGCAUGUACGUGUGCCAUGCCGUCUCCACUGAGUGUGGAAGUUGCGCAAGAAAUGUGAUUGGUGACACGCGCUGUGACUUGCACUUAGUACCUGACCAAGCGUAUUUGGAAAUCAGUUCAUCCCCCUCGUCCCUACUCACAUUUAAAAUAUCUCAGCUGGGGUAUGCUCUCUUUCUUUAACUGGAGAAUGCAGCUAGUUUGCCAGGCAGACUUGGCAUAGUCCAUUAGCAAUACACGAGUACCAUUGUGAUGGCAUCAGGCUCGUCCUCAAAGCAAUGGAUUUCCGUUUAGAGAUGCCGGCAAUUUAUAGGACUCGAUCAGCUGAAAAUAUUAGUUUUGCUGUGUUAUGUGGUGAGAUUUUCACUAGGUUUUGAGAGACAUUGAAUGUAAUCAAAAUAGAAUUUUUCUUUACUGAGAGAGAGAGAGAGAGAGAGAGAGAGAGAGAGAGAGACCAGCACUAUAUUAUAAGGUCUGAAUUAGACUUCUAACACUGUUGAAAUGUUCCAACUUGAAAUCCUUUUAAUAUGAAGAAUGAUUUGAGGACAGUCCUACGGUGCUCAUUGCUGAAGAUCAGCUUUCUAGAAAUGUUUGAUGUUCCAUACUGAAUCUUCUCUUUUCCCUUCUGCAAAUACAGAUUAGAACUAAAGAUAUCUUGUUUUAGUGUGCUUUUUUGAUUCUCUGCAACGGAAUCAAAGGUGAUUCUACACAAUAACGGCGCUUUCGUUUCGUUCUUGCCGUUGCCCGAGGAUGGAAUCACGUGAAACUCUGCGUUGCAACCUGAA